AUCAAACUAGCUAGCAAUAAGCUACAGAGCACUGCCUGUUGUUUCUUCUUCCUCCUCUCUCCCCUCUCGAUCGAUCGAUCCAACAAGCUAAGCUUGGUCCUUGCUUUCUAGCUGCCUGGUACGGUCUAGCGACCGAUCGAUCGAUCGAUCGACCAUGUCGUCCUUGCUAUGUAUUAGCCGCAGGAACAACAAGAAGGACAGCGAUGGCGAUGGAGAGUACGGUGGCGAGCAGAUCAUCAUCAGCACGGGCGGCGCGGCCAUGAGGAAGGGCCCGUGGACGGACGAGGAGGACGAGCAGCUGGUACGGUUCGUGCGCCUGUUCGGCGAACGCCGAUGGGAUUUCUUAGCAAAGGUGUCAGGUUUGCGCGGUGGCGGGUGCGUCGACCGAUCCGCCUCCAUGCAACUCCGCAUGCACGAGGAGGGUCGGUCGGCCUCGAUCGAGCAGCUAGCAGUGUUCUUAACCGUUUGCUUCUUCUUCUUCCUCCUCAUCUUUGUCGCGUAUCUGCGUGCGGCUCUUGUGGAUACGGACGGCGACGUGCGUGCAGGUCUGAGGCGCACCGGCAAGAGCUGCCGCCUCCGGUGGGUGAACUACCUCCACCCGGGGCUCCGGCGCGGCCGCAUCACGGCCGAUGAGGAGCGCCGCAUCGUGGAGCUCCACGCGCAGUGGGGCAGCCGGUGGUCGCGCAUCGCCAGGAGCCUGCCCGGGCGCACCGACAACGAGAUCAAGAACUUCUGGAGGACGCGGACCAGGAAGAAGGCGCUCGAGGAGAGGAGGGCUGCCGCAGCAGCAACGUCGACGGCGGCGGAGUCGGCGUCCUCGGUGAUGACGGUGUCGUCGUCGUCCGAGUGCCGCCGCCCGCCCGUAUCGUCGUCGUCGUCGUCGUCUUCGCUACGGCGGGACGAAGCGCGGCGCAGCGGCGACGAGACCGAGGAGGCGUCCACGCCCACCGCGGCGCCGGCGACCAAGCACGAUGAGGAACCCCAGCCGCAGCCGCAGGAGUGCUACGACUUCCCCAUGGACCAGCUGUGGAACGAGAUCGCGGCAGCCGAUGCGGCGGCGAUGAGCUACCUUGUCGUGGACGCCUGCUGGGGCGGAGCUGCUGUUGGUGGUCACUGUUAUUACUACGGCGCCGCCGCAGCCUCAGCCGCCUCGCCGCCGCCGCCGGCCUCGCCGCCGUGGGAGUACUGCGGCUCCGAUUUUUCGCUGUGGAGGAUCGACGACCAAGAGUACUACAAGAAGAUGCUCGACUCCUCCUCCUGAUCCCGGCCCGCGACUCAUAUCGUUUGGCGAGGACACACGUACAUACGCGCUCUGUGAAUUUGCUAGCUCAUAUAUAUUAUCCAGGCGAGGCGAGGAACGAGCUGAGAUCAUGGUGGUGAGAUGAGAUGAGAUGAGAUGAGAGAGUAGUGUGUAUUAAUGGUGGUUCAGAUCGAGUAGUGUGAUAAAUUAACAG
This is a messenger RNA of Zea mays, 1454 nucleotides long. RefSeq lists its product as uncharacterized. Lineage: Eukaryota; Viridiplantae; Streptophyta; Magnoliopsida; Poales; Poaceae. Gene Ontology annotation, cellular component: nucleus. Gene Ontology annotation, molecular function: sequence-specific DNA binding; DNA-binding transcription factor activity. The transcript has a single exon. The record is from RefSeq and is marked validated. Gene Ontology annotation, biological process: regulation of DNA-templated transcription. The coding region runs from base 155 to 1261 and encodes 368 amino acids.